Aureobasidium pullulans EXF-150 is the source of this 1288-nucleotide messenger RNA. RefSeq lists its product as uncharacterized. NCBI's taxonomy places the organism in Eukaryota, Fungi, Ascomycota, Dothideomycetes, Dothideales, Saccotheciaceae. The transcript has a single exon. Bases 29 to 1213 code for a protein of 394 amino acids. The record is from RefSeq and is a predicted model, not a curated record.
GAAAAUAUCCAUCAAAGUCAUCACAAACAUGACAUUCACAUACACAAACGACCAAGGCUUUCCUCAUCACGUCUGCGAUAUUCACGGCAUCCGCGUAUCGCAGCUGCCAAAAGAAAGUAAUCUAAGCAUCAUCCAGGACACAACAAACGCAACAAACACCACCCAACCUCCAUCAUCCACCAUCAGAGAAUGGCGAUCUCUCGGCAAAGGCAAUUGCGGCAGUGUCUGGACGGCAGGCAACGCAAACUGGGUAAUAAAGCGCGAAGACUGCAGUCAAACCCGCUUCCUCUGGAAAGAAUACUAUAUCCAAAACCGUAUUCGCUCCGCUCUGUCCGACAUACCCAAUGCCAUUCUCAUACCUCAAUCUUUCUGGUACACUUCUCCUCCAGAUACAUUGCAUCUCCCAGAACUCGAGAUGGAAGCUUGUAACACUAUGUGCUCUGAACGAAUACCACCACUUUCGAGAUCAUUCAGAGACAGAUUGAUCGACCAUGCUAUUCCCAAGCAUGCAGAGUCCGCGAAACAAUUGGAAACAGAUUGUAUAGCUCGUGUUUAUCUGGGCAAAUACCGGACAGGAGGUAAUGCAGCUCACUACUCGCUCAAGAAUCUGCCAUUAUGGUUGAACGUGCUGCAAGAGCUACAAAUGCCGACGAACGAGUAUGCGGCAACGAUGGGACAAACUCUUGCACUGCUCCAUUGGGCUGCAGAAAUCGAUGCAAACGAUGUGGAGUUUGUCUUAGGCUCACCUCGACAGCUUUCUGAGCCAGGGUUAAUGUCAAAAGUGGAGACGAUAGCGAGAUUGAGAUAUAACACAUCCACUCGUCUGGGCUAUGGAAUGCAACAAGAACCAUCGCAAGAUCUCGUCAUCGAUGAAGGAAGCCAAAUAUCUUCUCUCUGGAUCUUGGACUUUGACUGCUGCGAUGCAAUCACCAUGGAUGUCACCGGUGCAGAGAAAGCAGCCGUCGCCGUUGUAAGGAACGAUCCUUAUACGCCGAAACCAUGCCAGCUUGGAGAUCAUGACUACGAGUUAUGGAAAGCGUUUAAAGACGCAUAUCUCGCGAAGGGGGCACAAGUCGUCGAGUUGAGAAGACUAGACAAGGACUUGCCAGAGGUGUUCAUCCAGCGCUUGGAACUGUUUUUUCAAAUGAAGAAGGAAGGAAAAGAACUACCGAAGUUUCACAGAGGUCCGUUCUGUGCACCUCUUUCUCAAUAGGCCAAGCAAUUGCAAGAGACUCAACAUAUCGUACAUUCCUAUAUCUGCAGCCAAAUAUAUACAAAUAACUCUCAG